UUUUUACUGAGCACGUGAAUUGCAAAUAUUAAUUGUAAUGGAGCAGAAAUUCCUGUUGCCUUCCCCAAAUUUCAAUAAAAUGUUUAAUAAACCAAACAAGACUAAUUUGCAUUAUCUAACACCAUCUGGCAUGACGUUACUUUCACGGGAAAAACAGCCACCUCCGAUGUAUGGAGCGCACGGAAGUACAGUGGCUCCAAAGUAUUUCCAAGUAGGGAAGCAACAAAAUAUUUGUGUCACAAAAAUCACAUCAAAUUAUUCUCCAUCUCGGACUGAAUACUGUGGAAACUGUAAGAUGGAACUGGCCACAUCGCAAGAUAUGCGUCGUCAUUUCAACCAGCAUCAAACUUGUCCCGCUGAAGAAUGCAGUUUUACAGCUUUAUCAUUUAUUAUGGAGCGACAUAUUGAGGCAAACCAUAUAACGGGUUUGUACAAAACUGUAAAAAAAGUUUGGACACCUCAGAAUAUUGCUGCCUGGCGCGCCGAGCGAUGCAAGAGAUUUCCAACGGCAGCUAGCGUAAAAAUAGCCAAACAGGCUAAGGAACAGCGCUUAAAACGAGGCGAACGCCUUGAGGCAUCUAAAAUGCGCUUUGGCAUACUGGAUGACAGACGAAACAUGCGUUUGCACUCAUACACAAAGAAACGGAAAUCUGUGAAGGAAAUUAAAAAACUUGGAUGUAUGAAUACUUCGGAACGACAAUCAGACCGUCAGAAAGGGCCAAAGAAAGUAAUGGGAAACACUACUUUACAAGAUCCAAGCAAUUCAUGUUUAAUUGAUGUGCCUAUUUUUCGUGGGACAAGUAAAAUGAUCGAUUACAAGCAUAUAAGGCUUAAUUCCAGAAACGAGGUUGAUAAUGCAUUAAGCAACAUGUUCCGAAUGUAUGAUACGGACACUGAGAGCGAAAAUGAAGCAUCAGAUAAUAACAAUCAUGAUGUAGGAGAUUUGGCUCACUUUACUUUUGUAGAACCCAAGAUUACUGUAGAUGACUAUGAUGACAAUUCAGAUGAUACCAAGCUUAAAUAUUCAGUCACGCCCUUAACAGAAAAUAUUACCAAAUAUGAAUUCACGAUAGGUUCAAGUUCUUCCGAUGAAGGACCUGAUGACGUACCCAUUGAACGAAACAAAGAAUCCCUUUCUAGCGCACAACAGGAUCGACUACGAUCGAAAGUCAUCAAAGCCUUUAAAUCAAAUCCUUUCCCAAAAAAAAAAAGAUUUUCUGGUUUGAAUUACAUGCGUGCGCGUCAAUUAAAUAAUCUGAACACAAUGCUCUCUAAGCUGUUAGAUAGCGAAAUACGACACGAGCGAAAUGUUCUUUUGCAGUGUGUGCGCUACGUGUGUGCAAAAAACUUUUUUGACUUGUAAAAAGUUUUUGACACAGAAAAAUAAAAUGAAAACCA
Molecule: messenger RNA, 1398 nt
Organism: Drosophila arizonae
Lineage: Eukaryota; Metazoa; Arthropoda; Insecta; Diptera; Drosophilidae
Gene: Nufip
Product: nuclear FMR1 interacting protein 1
Biological process (GO): box C/D snoRNP assembly
Cellular component (GO): nucleus
Molecular function (GO): RNA binding
Source: RefSeq, a predicted model, not a curated record